AUGGGUACAUCAGAGAAAAGACGCUCCAUCUUGUUCCCCUUUGCGAAAAGUACGCCCAAAGAGACCAAGUUUGAAGUGGUGAACAGAAAGAAGAACCCUGCUCAAAACUUAGCAGCCAAUGCUCAAUCAACUUCACAACAGAGCUCUACAAGAUCAUCUCAACCUUCACCUUUUGAUCCUCCAUCCAGCUCAAGAACUUUACCGAAGCCACAACCCAAACCAGCAAGUUCAAUUAGUUCUGGCCCAUCUUCUACAAAACCAGCACCUUUACCAGUACAAUCAACUUCAUCAAAAUCACAUCCGUUACACAUUCCAAAUCCAAUAAAGCACAGAUCAUCUUCUCAAAGUACCCAGGAAAAGGUCACACCAAAUGAUUUACCUCGUUCUAAUUUAGAUGUGAACUUUAGUGUCCCUCCUGUACCUGAUUAUAAUAAUACUUUAAAUGCUCCACCAGUUACAAUCAAGGGAAGAUCAGUUUCUUUAACCAAGAAAGAUGCACCACCAAGAAGGAAACCACCAACUGAAGCAGCAGCAAAUGAUAGUUCAUCAUCCUUAGGUGGUCUUAAUAAUUACUCAACAAAUUCAAUAACAGGUUCUGCCUUAUCAUUCCAAAGUUCAAAAUUAGAUUCAACAUCUGUUCAAGAAGAAGAAGAAGAAGUCAAACCAAAAGAUCUUUUAAAUGGACCUUCACCUCAAAAACCAUCAAAUUUGAGAACUGUAUCAGGUAAUGAUAUACCCUUCACUGAACCACAGAGUCAAACUUUACAACCACCUUUACCUCCAAGUAUUGUCAUUACACCAAAUAAAUCUGAUGAAAGUGUACCAAAAACAGAACCUCAGAUAGAAUCUCAACAACAAUCAAAUGAUACUAAAGAAAUAGAAAGAAGAACAGCAGAUUUGAAUAUUGAUGACAGGACUCCAGUACAACCUAUAAACCCACCUGCUCAAGAACCACUUAUUCAAGAAACUCAACCUUAUAAUGAUAUACCUUUCCAAAGUACUGAUAGUUUCCAGGUUAGCAUGACUGAACCUCUCAAUGCAAGAUCACCAUUCAUUGACUCAUCAAAUAAUUAUUCACAAGCUGAUAGUUUUGCCUCAGCAUCAGAGUUUAGAGAUAAUUCACAAAGUAGUAUGAUUUAUGAAACUCCGAAUGAUACAAGUCAAGCUAAUAUAGUUGAACAAGAACCUAUUAAUGAAGAUAUUAAUAAUCCACCCAAACUCGAUCAAGCUCAAACUCCACCUUUACAAUUAGACACCCAGAAUAAAGACGUUGAAUUACCAAAAUUCCCAGAACAAGUUCAAGUUGAACUUGGUGAUGAUCCUGAUACAAGUUUCGAAGUUCAACCUCUGUUUUUCCAUAAAAAGACAAGAAGUGGUGUCUCUGAUAUAACCACAUCAAGUGCUCCAUAUUUAGCAUCACCAUCUAAACAAAAUGAACCAGGUAAAGGUCAUGGUAAACAAUUAUCAUUAUCUGAUGAUAUCCUGAGAGAUAUUGAAGAAUUUCAGAGUGCAAUUCCUUCACAUGUUAAUGAAGACCCUGAUGAAAUUUCUCCAGUAUCACCUUUAGCUUUACAACUUGGUAAUGAAUUACUACCAUCAGGUCAACAAGAACCUAGAAGAUCUGCAUUAUAUGAAGAAGUUAGUUAUGAUGGAGAUGAUUAUGAUUAUGAUUCAGAACCAGAAUUACAACAAGAAUCUGAGAAACAACAGUUAAGAGUUCAUAAUCCAGAUGCCGAAGAUAAUGAUGCUGAUCAAGGGUCAUUAUUCCAAGAUUCAUCUGAUGAAGAUUUCAAGAAAAAUCAAAGAAGAGAAGAAGCUAUAAUACAACCAUCGUUAUCGGGACAAGAAGAAGCAUUCAAUCCAAGUGAAUUCGAUUAUGGUCACGUUGGAGGAUUGGAUAAUUUUGAUUCAAGAGCUAGUUCAGUACAGCCAGAGGUUGGAUAUUAUGGAGGUAAUAUCAAUGAUACACCACACAAGAGUAGAGAUGAACUAAACAUACCAGCUCCAACACCUGGAAGAAUGGGUCUUACUGAUGAUGAUGAUGACGAAGACGAUGAUAUCAAUGACUUUAGAGCUAACGGUGGCACUUUCGAAAGAGGUCUUGAACCAAGAAAUGAGUUUGAUCAAUAUACUGGGGAAGAGUUUCAACCAAGAAACGAAUUUGGUGAUUAUACAGAAGAGUUCAACUUCAAUGGUGGAAAUAAUUAUGAUCAACAGCUUUCAAUACCAAGAUCACAUUCAUAUCAUAAUAUUUCAGAUAUUGGAUCACCAAUUGAAAGUCAUUCCUAUAGUUCAAAUGUACCAUCAUCUCAAGUCAAAUCAAGUACUACAUCUGGUGAUGAAGGAUAUAAUUAUGAUAGAUCUUCAAGAAAUAAUGAAAGUGACCAGGCUUCAUCAUCUUAUUAUGGACAAGCUGCUCAAACAAGAAGAUUUCAUGUGGUCAAUACUGGUAAUUAUUCAGAUGAAGAUGACGAUCAAAGUUCAAGACAAUUUUCAUAUGAUCAAUCGUUCGAUGAUAGUCGACCAGAUGCAUUAAACAAUGAUUAUAGCGUUAUUCAUCAACAAGUAACAAAUAGCCCUGGUAGAAAUAGAGAUUCAGAUGAUGAAGAAAUGUUGAGUUUUAUAGCUAAAUCUCCUGUACAGACUGAUUUUUCAUUUGAACCAAAAUCAACUUCACCAAGAUUUGCAAAUAAUCCAAAUAAUAUGAGUGAUAUUGAUUUAUCUAAGAAUCCAAAUCCUCCAUACGAAAGUCCAGUCUCUACUACCAGCCCAAUCAAUGCAUAUGAUAGAAGAGAUGAUACAGUUGCACCAGUCCAAUAUGCCAAAGUUGCAAGUGCUGCUUCACGAAGACCACCUCCAUUAAGUGCUGCUCCAAAGACAACAAGAGCUGCCAGAUCAUUAUCCACAAGUCAACCACCACCUGCAUUUAAUUAUAAUACAUUACAAGAAAAUCAAGCAAAUGAUUUAACAGUACCACCACCAGAAGCUCAUGAACCUGAAAAAUCAAGUUAUGUUGAAAUGUUGAGAAUGAGUUCUGGAACAGCAAAUAGUGAUGUUUCAGCUAGAACUUGGGGUGUUCCAAUCGGUAUUGCUGAUAUUGAUCAUUCCAAGAUGAGUACACAUUCUUCAAGAACAGCUUAUAAAAGAGCUCAACGUACAAAUAAAAGUGAUUUGAAACAUGGUAAGAUAAAACCAAGAUUAUUAGCAUCUGAAGUUGAUGAUGAUGAUAUUUCAACUGAAGUUGUGUCAACGAUGGAUGGUCAAUCUUCCAUCAAUGAAUUAGAAAAAUCAAGAACACCUUCACUUCAUUCACCUUCACAAUCACUUUCAAAUUUUUCUCCAAAUAGAACUCCAUCAAGUGUUAGUGGCUUCACAAAUUCACUUCCAGGAUCUGGUAACUCAGCUGCUGCUCAGGCUGCAUUAACAAGAUCUGGUACCUUGCUAAAUGAUAGGAUUGGUCCUCAAUUAGGAAGAUCUGGUAGUGUCAUGAGUACAGUGAAACCAGUUAACAAUAUGACAUUAUACAUUGCUAAUCCAGACAUCGAUGAAGAUGAUUAA
Molecule: messenger RNA, 3558 nt
Organism: Hansenula ciferrii
Lineage: Eukaryota; Fungi; Ascomycota; Saccharomycetes; Phaffomycetales; Wickerhamomycetaceae
Exons: 1
Coding region: 1-3558 (1185 amino acids)
Source: RefSeq, a predicted model, not a curated record